Messenger RNA from Populus trichocarpa (black cottonwood), 850 nucleotides. RefSeq lists its product as uncharacterized. Lineage: Eukaryota; Viridiplantae; Streptophyta; Magnoliopsida; Malpighiales; Salicaceae. The record is from RefSeq and is a predicted model, not a curated record. The coding region runs from base 281 to 688 and encodes 135 amino acids. The transcript is spliced from 3 exons.
CAAAUUGGCAUUGAAAGCUAUAAAACUGUUUGUCUUUAUCCACUCCAUUAAUCUCUCUCUCAAAGUUCCAGACUUUGGGAAAACUAAAGAGUCCCAUCUUCAGUUAUUGAUUCCUCUGUGGCUGUGAGCAGUGUAGUUUUUUGGGCCAAAUAGAAGACCAAAGUGGGGAUUCUGUGGGCCACUACAAGAACUGGAGACAUAAAAGAAAAGGAUUAGAUUAUUUAUUGUAAAUAGCCACAAAAAAAAAUUACUCAGAAAGAAGAGGAGGAAAACGAAAGUUAUGGCGAGGAAGAGGAAAGUGGAAAGUAGCGCAGCGAUAGUAGAUGAGAGUGACAAAGUUUUGUAUUCAGCGUUUAGAAAUUCUGCUAAUGAACUCUCUCAAUUAUACUCUCAAGCAAUCAGUCAUAACAAGCUUUCUUUUGAAGCUGGACAAAGACAUGCUCUCGAGAAACUGAGUAACUGGAUGGCAGUGAAGCAGCAAGGUGGAAUAAUGGUGACAACAGAAGACAUUUCUACUUAUCUGCAGAGUGAGCUGAACAAUAUUUCCAACGCUAGUUAUGACUCACAUGGUGGCCGGAAUGAGGUGAACUCAUCUAUCACAACUCCUGUCAUACAAAGCCAAGAUAAAAACCUAUGUUUGUCUUUCGAUUCAGAAAUGGAUACAACUCCUGAAGGAUCUGCUCACUAAUUUCUCAAUCUUUAUGAGAAUUUGUAUAGAUUGAUAGAUUAAUUAAUGAGAAGAUAACACUCAAUUGAUCUGUCUUCUCCGCUUGUGAAUCUUGGCAAAUUCAACUCUAUUCUUCUAAUCUCUAUCGCACAUGAAGAUCACUUCAUCUGUUUGCAUUCUCUA